Messenger RNA from Conger conger (European conger), 779 nucleotides. RefSeq names its product microtubule-associated protein 1 light chain 3 beta (gene map1lc3b). Gene Ontology annotation, biological process: macroautophagy; cellular response to nitrogen starvation; autophagy of mitochondrion. The record is from RefSeq and is a predicted model, not a curated record. The transcript has 4 exons. NCBI's taxonomy places the organism in Eukaryota, Metazoa, Chordata, Actinopteri, Anguilliformes, Congridae. The coding region runs from base 212 to 589 and encodes 125 amino acids. Gene Ontology annotation, cellular component: autophagosome; autophagosome membrane; cytosol. Gene Ontology annotation, molecular function: ubiquitin protein ligase binding.
UUUGUUUUGCUGGUUAAGGUGGACUUCACAGACAGUUUUAGAAAGGAAGAGAACCAGAAACGUACAGGACACAGGCCGCUAAUAUUAUUUUUUAAAGAUUGCGAUUUCGACAUAAGCUUGUUCAGUAUUUAAUUAUCAUACGAGACUGUUGUCGUUAAUCAGUAAUAGGCGUGUUUGCCUUAAAAACGAAGCUGUUUGACCUCCGAGAAAUAUGCCUUCAGAAAAGACGUUUAAACAAAGGAGGACAUUUGAACAGCGAGUGGACGAUGUUAGACUGAUCCGAGAACAGCACCCCAAUAAGAUCCCUGUGAUCAUCGAAAGGUACAAGGGUGAGAAACAGCUGCCCAUCCUGGACAAGACAAAGUUCCUGGUUCCCGACCACGUCAACAUGAGCGAGCUGAUCAAAAUCAUCAGGAGGCGCCUGCAGCUGAACUCCAACCAGGCCUUCUUCCUGCUGGUGAACGGACACAGCAUGGUGUCGGUGUCCACGGCCAUCUCCGAGGUGUACGAGCGCGAGAGGGACGAGGACGGCUUCCUCUACAUGGUCUACGCCUCUCAGGAGACGUUCGGCGGGGACGCCGGCCUGUAAACUCCCCGACCGCCGCCACGGCCCUCACGCCCCGUAUAGGUCAUCGCCAGAACUCCCAUCCCCGUUUGGAACUACAGACAGGUUCCCCCUUCCCAAACACCACCCAUGCCCGACCAUCCCCCAUCCCAAAACGAGACAGAAAUAGGAGCCCAUCAGACGCACACACACCCCUCCUCCCCCCCCCCCCCCC